Messenger RNA from Drosophila erecta, 3474 nucleotides. RefSeq names its product DIS3-like exonuclease 2 (gene Dis3l2). Gene Ontology annotation, biological process: mRNA catabolic process; miRNA catabolic process. The record is from RefSeq and is a predicted model, not a curated record. Lineage: Eukaryota; Metazoa; Arthropoda; Insecta; Diptera; Drosophilidae. The transcript has 4 exons. Gene Ontology annotation, molecular function: 3'-5'-RNA exonuclease activity; RNA binding. Gene Ontology annotation, cellular component: exosome (RNase complex); P-body. Bases 84 to 3377 code for a protein of 1097 amino acids.
UUCAAUUAUGCCUUCCCUUUUAUAUACUGCCCAUAGCGAAGUGUAGUGCUCACAACUUUCAGACAACUUUCACUUCUUGCAGAAUGUCGGAAACGUCAAGCGUCGACGUGGAUGCGGACAGGAAGCGGGAUGCGGACCGAGAGUGCAGCAAGAUUGAGGCCCUCCGCCAGCGCUCACAACGCCUGACUGCUCGCCUCCAGCAGACGCAGAGGGAGAUGGAGUCUAAUGCAGCCAGCAAAGGCUUACCAGUCGACAAGGUCGUUAAUCCUCAGCAGCCGCAGAGGCGCUGGGCGGAGACACGGCCAGAGCCCAACCAAGCCCCAUCUGCGCCGACCAACAACAGGCAGGCCAUUUCCUACGGUGCACCAGGAUCCGCCCCAGCGGCGAUAACCAUGCCGAUGCCCUAUCACGUAGCAAUGUCCUACCAGGCGACCAUACAGAUUCCUUCCCACCAACCACAUCCGCAUAUGCAUAUCGUGUCCAGUCCCAGCCAGCAGUUAAUGGCGGGAAAGAAGUCGAAGCGCAUGCUUCGAAAUGAGGUGGAAGCUCUCCAGGAGAUGGUCAAACAUCUGUCGCACCUCUCUCCGGAUGUUAACGCGUAUGCCUGCCAGCUGAUACGUCAAAACGAGAUCCUUUCCCAGCUGGAGUGGAGUCAAACAAGGUCAGAAGCACUGCCGCAACAGGUUGGUUACCAGCAACUACCUCAGCGUAUCGACGGCGGAAACGACAUGAUCCAGCAACAUUUGUCUCGGCCUCUUGAGGGGCGGCAACGCCACGAGUCUGAGGUCUCUUCCACGAGCUAUGGUAGUCAUGGACAGCAGCACCCGAAACAAGGACGAAGGCAACGCAAUCGCAAGAAAAGUGAAGGAUCCGGCAGUAAUGCGACACAGUCGCAAAAAACCGAACUGGAGGCCAUGCGGUCAUACAUAAACAAGAUUGUCCAGCAACACGUGGGCAUGGACCACCUGUUAUCGGAAGACCUGAUUUUCAAAGGUAACUUCUCCGACCUGGAUGCGCAUGCGCAGAGGCUGGUUGCGGCGGGCUAUGGCCGCAUUGUAGAAGAGGAAAUCCGGGUGAAUCGGAAAAACAAUAGGCAGGCCUUUAUUAACAUGUCCACGGAUCGAGAAGCACUGGAACGAGAUGGCAUCGUGCUCCUGCCUGUGGCCCGGCGCUAUGCUUUCGAGGGUGACAAAGUACGUGCAUUCGUUCUAAAUCCAAGUGCCCAGAACAGCUCACAGACUGCUGAGCCCUCGUCUGGCGGGAUCACUGGUGGAAAGCCGUCUUUAUCUCUGGCGGAUGGUGAGGAGCUUUCGGAUGAUACCGAGUCCCAGGACUCUGAGUCCGAUGCCGACAACGUGGUCGUCAUAUCGCCGGACAACUGCCCCAAAGCGUUCGUCAUAGCCAUAACUAAGCAAACGGAGCUCCGCCAGAUCGUGGGAACCAUAUCGUUUACGAACCCCACCAAGCUCUGUGACGACCAGCUAUUUUACAAAUUCCGACCUUACGAUUUGCGUGUCCCCAUGGUCUACGUUCCGAAGAACGCCUGUGCCGCCCACAUCGGAAGCAAGCAAAAAAUAGACGUGUCUGGCCUUUUAUACCUGGCUCAUAUACUCGAGACGGAUUGCAAUGGGCAUUGCAUUGCUGAACUAAUCCAGCCAGUUGGCCGCGUGGGUAAUUUGGAUGACGAACUUAAGGCAAUUCUGUUUCAUAACGGUCUCCGGGAUAUAAAGCCAUUUGAGCAACGAUUUAACGACAUGUAUUCCCAAACGCCACCUCCGAUAAGCCAAGAUGAUCUGCAUCAGCGAAAAGAUUUAAGAAAGAUGUGCAUAUUUACUAUUGAUCCGAUGACUGCUCGCGAUUUGGAUGACGCCGUUUCUAUUGAGAAGCUAGGCGAGAACGAAUAUGAGGUUGGCGUCCACAUAUCCGAUGUUUCGCACUUCCUGUUGGAGGACAACGAACUGGAUAACAUAGUGAAGGAACGCUCUACGUCUAUUUAUUUAGCCAACGAGGUAAUCCAUAUGCUGCCUCAGUCUCUAUGCAUGCGAUGUUCUCUGCUCCCUGGGGAAGACAAGUUCGCUUUUUCUGUCUUCUGGCGGAUGAACGGGGAGGGAGCCAUGCUGCAAAAGAAGCCUGAAUUUUGCCGCACCGUUAUCAACUCUUGCUCGCAAUUUGCUUAUGAACACGCUCAGAAGAUCAUUGACAACCCUAAUGAGCGGUUUACCGAGAACGACUUUCCGACCAUCCUUAAUGGAUUUAAUACCGAUGACAUCAAAAAAAGGGUGCUGUGGCUACACGACAUUGCGAGCUCCAUCCGUAAGACACGUUUCGACAACGGCGCCCUCACAAUUAACAAUGCCAAGCUACGCUUCAUUCUCGAUCCAAUUAGCGGUGAACCGUUGUCAUAUGAAGUGGAGAAACAGCGAGAGGCUAACCGCCUAAUUGAAGAGUUUAUGCUCCUGGCCAACCAGGCAGUCGCCCGUUUUAUACACGACUCCUUUCCGGAUAUCGCUGUACUGCGUAACCACCCUCCACCACUUACUAAGUCCCUUAAGGCGUUACGGGAGAAGCUGCUUGCUCUGGGAUUCGAAUUGGACUACAGCUCGUCUAAGGCGCUCCAGGAGAGCAUGGUGCGGUUGUGCAAUGAGGCGCCUAACCCAGUCGCAAUGAACGCCUGCCUCAGUCAGCUUUUGAUGAAACCAAUGGCCCGGGCAACAUACUUUUGCAGCGAGGGUAAAACGGAACCGGCCGACCUGUGGCACUACGCCUUGUCCAUACCCAUAUACACUCACUUCACCAGCCCAAUCCGUCGGUAUCCGGAUAUAUUGGUGCACCGACUUUUGGCGGCUGCACUUAAAUAUUGUACACCGCCUAAACGCACUCCAGAUGAUCUGCACACGCUAACAAAACUAGCCAAUGAGCGCAAGUACAAUGCAAAAAUGGCCGGAGACGACUCUGGGAACUUGUACUUCAAACGCUAUAUUCACAAUAAGCAGGGCAUAUACAUGCGUGCUGUGGUCAUUGAAAUAUUUCAGCAUAUGAUGAACGUGGUUACUCUGGAGUCGGGCCACGUUAUAAGCAUAAACUACAAAAUGCAAAAGGUCGUCGUAGACACGCACGGCGCACCUAAUUACAUUCUUAUUACGGAGCGCAACUCAAAGCAGUCACCUCUGAAGCUUCAGCUGCUUUCCUUGGUCCCCAUUCGUCUGAUCAUUUGGGACAAUAAGCUAACUGGAUUUUUACGGAUGGGAGAACAAAUUCAGGCAAAAAAGGAGCAGACCAGCGGAUGUAAUUCUUCCCGUAGGAACAAGCCAAAGCCACAGCAGCAGCAACGACAGCAACAGCAUCGUAUAUAUUCAAUGAGCCAAAGCAGCUUAUAACUUUACACACAGAUGGGACCUCAGUUUUUUUUUAAGAUUCUCUCUGUUUCAGCGUCGUUUAUCAAGAGUGUUUUACAAAAUCGAAAAAUGCUGAAAU